AUGGCGUUCCGAGAACCCCCGCCCAAGGCGCACUGCUUCACCUUCAACGCGCCAACGGGCAGCAGCGCCGAUGAAAUCAUCGACGCCAUCGAAGAAACCGUAGGGCCAGGAGGCCUUGAGACCCUCCAACACCAGGGAGGAGUAAAGUUCAUCGCAGCUGUCGCGUCCGCAGCAGCCGCCGUAAAACUAUCGUCCCGGGGCUCCUUCGUUCUGAACGGCGCCUCGGUCCCAGUCGCUCAAGUCGGACCACGAGUCCUCUACAUUUCCGCCUUCGGAGUUCCCCCGUACGUGGGAGACGCCACACUCGCAGCCGCCCUGUCUACGUAUGGAAAAGUUCUCGCAAUACAAGAAUCGCAGUUCAAAGGAAGACCGACAGUCGGUACCGGCGUAAGGGUCAUUCGAAUGGAAAUGGCGAAGCCCGUACCAAACUUCCUGUCCGUUCAAGGCCACCGCAUCAUGUUUGACUACCGAGGAAUUCGCAAGGUGUGCUCAAGGUGUGGAGCAGAGGGCCACCUUGGGAAGACAUGUGAAACGCCACGUUGCGAACGCUGCGAAGUCUACGGUCACGAGACUGCCAAGUGCACGUCCCCGUGUCGCCGCUGUUCCGGGAACCACGUCACAGCGGAUUGUUUCCUGCCCAGGUCCUACGCUGCUGCAGCCGCAAGCGCCAACAUCCCCGCCAGUAUCGAAGACAACGACGGCCAGCCAGAUCAAGACGAAGUACAAACGCCGCUAGAAGGGCCACGCCACAGUGAACUCUCCGAAACCGCGUCUCGCUCUGAAUCUUCAGACAGCUCGGAAGACGAAGAUUUCCCACCGCUACCCUCUACUGAAAGGAGCACCACCGAAGUCAGCGCAUCAGAGACAGACUCCAGCAAGACGACCUCUCCUUCGGAGCACGAAACAGACGCAGCAGAUUCCGCAACGUGCGAAAGCGUUGCCGUCAACGAGCCCACCGACGAGCCGCGUCCUUCGGUUGACCGAAGACUCCACCCCCAGCCCGAACAGACGCCGUCACCUGGCACCGGACGUGAAACCGGACUCGCUCAAGCCAGGGGAUACCAAGUGCCUCGAACAACGGACGCAUCGUUGAUGAACCCAGCCAAGGAGAAGUAA
Molecule: messenger RNA, 1116 nt
Organism: Dermacentor silvarum
Lineage: Eukaryota; Metazoa; Arthropoda; Arachnida; Ixodida; Ixodidae
Exons: 2
Coding region: 1-1116 (371 amino acids)
Molecular function (GO): zinc ion binding; nucleic acid binding
Source: RefSeq, a predicted model, not a curated record